Molecule: messenger RNA, 1191 nt
Organism: Lachancea lanzarotensis
Lineage: Eukaryota; Fungi; Ascomycota; Saccharomycetes; Saccharomycetales; Saccharomycetaceae
Gene: YHB1
Product: LALA0S06e00188g1_1
Exons: 1
Coding region: 1-1191 (396 amino acids)
Biological process (GO): nitric oxide catabolic process; cellular response to nitrosative stress
Cellular component (GO): intracellular anatomical structure
Molecular function (GO): heme binding; nitric oxide dioxygenase [NAD(P)H] activity; oxygen binding
Source: RefSeq, a predicted model, not a curated record
AUGCUUUCUGAGCAGACGCGCAGCAUUGUGAAGGCGACAGUGCCUGUUCUCGAGCAACAUGGUACCACCAUAACGUCAGUAUUCUACAAGAAUAUGCUUUCUAAUCACAAGGAGCUCCUCAACAUUUUCAACAAAACCAAUCAGUCCAGAGGGUUGCAGCCCACUGCGUUGGCCACAACGGUGCUGGCAGCUGCCAAAAAUAUUGACAACUUGGAAGUUCUUUUACCUCAUGUUGUGCAGAUCGGUCAUAAGCACCGUGCGUUGCAGGUGCUUCCAGAGCACUAUCCUAUAGUUGGUGAGAAUUUAUUAGGCGCAAUCAAAGAAGUACUUGGAGAUGCGGCCACCGAUGACAUCAUCAAUGCGUGGGCUGAGGCAUAUGGCGCAAUUGCCCAGGUAUUUAUCGACGUUGAGGCCGGCCUGUACAAGGGCGCCGCUUGGAGUGGCUGGAAACAAUUCAAGAUUGCCAAGCGUGAGAACGUGACAAACGAAAUCGUUGAGUUUACUGCCGUUCCAUCAAAAGACUCCGGACUUGAUCUCUCGAAGCCUCUGUUUGUUCCUGGACAGUAUGUGACUGUCAAGACGCACCCUACUAAUGACGACAACAAGUACGAUGCAUUGCGUCACUACUCCAUUUGCUCUUCAUCGAGCAAUGACGGUUUAAAGUUUGCCGUGAAACGAGAGCAAGAAGCAGGACAUUCUGGCCUAGUCUCUACUUUUCUCCAUGACAGCGUUAAAGAGGGAGACGAUAUUUACUUGAGUGCACCAGCGGGAGAUUUUAUGCUCGACAACGAGCUGAAGAAGCAAAACGAAGUGCCACUUGUUUUAUUGAGCGCAGGAGUUGGUGCCACGCCUUUGGUCUCAAUGCUCGAGGAACAAGUGAAGGUCAACCCCGAACGGCCCAUUUUUUGGAUCCAAUCAGCUUACAACCGGGAAAGACAGCCAUUUGUCUCUCGCAUCGAGAAAUUGCUUGAUAAAUGCAGCAAUAGUAGUAUUGAAUCUGUCUACACACAGAACAUGCCCCGCAUAAGCUCGGCCUACCUCUCAGAAAAACUCCCAAAAAACUCAGAUGUAUACAUUUGCGGUUCUUUUGAGUUCAUGUCUGCGAUUAUUAGCAUGCUCAAGGCUCUUGAACACAGUGAUGAAAGAGUUCACUACGAGCCUUUUGGUCCAAAGAUGGCGACCGGAGCUUGA